AUCGUGAUUUAUAUGUGUGUAAAGUAAAAGCAAGGGCGCAGGUGCCAAGUUUUACCAGGUGCCUGCAUUGGCAUUGGCAUUGUUGCAGGUAAAAUUGGAACCGGAGGGUGUUCCAUUAUUGCUGGAGUGGUCAUUUCAAAGCGAUGGCUCUGGGCUGGUGGGUGGCAUGAGCCUACCUUGCCACAAGAUCAUGCUAUGAGGCAAACAGGCAGCGACGUGCUACUGUGGCUCUUUUCCUCAAAAUGGAGGGCUACUCCGCUGACCGCCGGGACCCCACGCAGCGCCCAUCACCCGAACCCUUUCACGUUUCCACCUCUUCCCCUCGCGCGCCCAAUUUUAGCUCAUUUUAGCCAGCCAACCGACCCACACCUCACACUCGCACGGCUACACUAGCUGGGACACUCCCAAAAACCCUCGUCCUCUCCCCUGCCGUUUCCACCGCCGCGACGAGAUGCCGACCACGCCGUCGCCCGGCGACCUCCCCGGCCGCAGGCCCCGCCGCCUGAUCAUCGACGACGUCGACGACGACGACGGCCACCACGCGCCGGAGGUCGCCGCGGCCGGGAGCCAGCGCGUCGAGGCGGAAAGCGCCCAGGAUUUAGUGCCAAACCCGCUCGCGCCCUCGUCCUCUUCGCAGCCGGUGGCUGCACCGGCCACCGGCGCCAAGCCCGCCGAGAUCAUCGAGAUCGACGACGACGACGACGACGACCGCGUGCCGGAGGUCGCCACGGUCGGGAGCCAGCGCGUCGAGGCGGAAAGCGCCGGGGAUUUGUUGCGAAACCCGCUCGCGCCCUCGUCCUCUUCGCAGCGGGCGGAUGCACUGGGCACCGGCGGCCAUCCCGCCGAGAUCAUCGAGAUCUCCGACGACGACGGAGAAGAAAAAGAUGUCGGCGAGACCGGGGGACCUGUCAAGAAGGAGCCUGUCGAUGACAUCGACUGGCCCUCUCUCCUCUUGUCAAGCGAGGAGGAGGAGGAGGCCCGAAGGUCUGACGAGAGUACGAGCAGCGGCGGCCCCGAUGGAACGAGCAACGGAAUUGAGACGAGUCGGCGAGAGGGUGCCUCUGACGAUGGCGAGGAGGAGGGGGAGGAGGAGGUGGGGAUGCCGGAUCCAGAGGAUAAGGACGGUGCAGAGGACGCGCAUGAGGAAGAAGAUAAAGAGGAGGAAGAGGAAGAUAAAGAGGAAGAUGAAUGGGAGCAGGAAGAAGAGGAAGAAUCGGAGGAAUCGGAAGAAGAUUCCGAGGAACCUGAGGCAGAGGAAGAACCGGGCCGUCGCGUGCUUAGCGAUGCCAGGCUCGCCGGUCGGUACACGGGGCCGCGGCCGGGCGGCGAGAUCUUCCUCAAGCGCAAGUUUGAAGGGUGGUACAUCACCAAGAUGGCGGACACCGCCUCUCCCGGCGGCACCGUCGCGUCGCGGCUGCGGUCAAAGCGGAGAUGCCCCGACGCGAAGCUGCUCCGGCAAGCCACCCUCAGAAAGCCGUACUGCGUCGACACGCCCUCGCAGUCCAGCUCGGAGGCAGAGGAGGACGACAAAGACAAACCACCGCCUCAUCCAGCGCGGUCGUCCAGUGACGAGGGCGGGCGCGGACAUGGCAGGACGGGGAUAAGGCGCCCACGGCGCCGAGGACAAAACGCCGAUGAUGACUCUGACGAAGACGGCAGAUCGGCGACGAGGCGGCGCCGAGGACAAAACGCUGCCCACACCGAUGAAGACUUUGAGGAACCCGGCGGAAUGGCUGCCGCGAGAAGGGAGAAGCAGCGCAUGGAAGAAGAUGAUGCUGCUGCUGACGGCGGCGAUGAGGCUGAUGAGCAGGGAGCUUCCCGGAGGGCAAAGAAAGAAGGAGCGGCGUCCUGCCGGCAGGCGGCCGGCCGCAAGGGCAAGGACUUCCCCGCAGAGGGAUGGGAGCAGCAGGGCGAUGUCACCUUCAAGAAGAGCUCCCUGGUUCCUCCGAGGCGGCAGGACGGGCGAGACCAAGAGACUUACGACGAUCUGCUCUACUCCAUUUUCGAGGGAAUCGAGACCACUCUUCAGAACGCCUCUGCUCCUCUGGACGCCCCUGUUCCUGCACCAGAGCAGGGAGGCGAUCCGUUUCCUCUGGUGUUCUCCUUCGGGGUUGUAGAUAAGGUGGUGCCGGAGAAGACUGCUCUGGACGACCUGUGGGCACAACGUGACUUGGCCUUGGACUUGGAGGCCGAAUCCAACAAGGUUUCUUCUCACACUUGCCACAAGGACGCAGAGAGCGAUGAGCAUGAAAUUCCUGCACAUGGAAGGACUUUUUGCAAGCGAGGGAAGCAUGAUCUCUUUCAUGAUGAUCAAAUCGGCAUUCGAUGCCGAAAAUGUGAUUACAUCGAAAUCGAAAUUAGACACGUAUUUCCAUCCAUGGCCAAGGAAUCGACGGAUAGGGAGCCAGCAGCGGAGCAUGAUAGGCUUGACAUGUUCGUUGAUGACAUCCUGAAAUCAGUUGGUUAUGAAGGGGCAAGCAACGUGGCACUGGGAAGUGACAAAACUGGCGUCGUCUGGGAUCUCAUUCCUGGGGUACGGGAAGACAUGUUCCCACACCAGCGGGAAGGGUUCGAGUUCAUGUGGAGAAAACUCGCAGGAGGGAUCGACAUUGAGCAGCUGAGGCACACCAUGAACACUGACACCACAAGUGGCUGUGUGAUCUCUCAUGCCCCGGGUACCGGCAAGACCAGGCUAGCAAUCACAUUCGUGCAGUCUUACCUGGAGCUCUUCCCGCACUGCAGGCCAGUUAUCAUUGCCCCCAGGGGUAUGCUGGCUACAUGGGAGCAGGAGUUCAGUAAAUGGAAUGUCAAGCUCCCAUUCCAUGUCCUCAGUUCCAGUGAGAUCCAGUGGGAUCAAGACAAGACCAUCCAGAAACUGGUCUCCAAGGAUCAUGGUCUGGGCCAGAAGCUGGCCAUGAAGAAACUGAGCCAGAAAUCCAAGAUGAUGCUGAAGCUUGCAUCAUGGUAUGAAGGGAGCAGCAUCAUCGGUCUAAGCUAUUCGCUCUACAGGAAUCUUGCCAAGGGCGAAGGCAAGGAUGGAGAAAUGCAGAGGAACCUGCUUCUUGAGAAGCCCGGCUUGCUGGUCCUCGACGAGGGGCACACACCAAGGAACAAGAAGAGCCUCAUUUGGAAAGUUCUCGCAGAGGUCAGCACCGAAAAGCGGAUAAUCCUGUCAGGGACUCCAUUCCAGAACAACUUCCUAGAGCUGUACAACAUCUUGUGCCUGGUUAAGCCCAAGUUUGCCAAAGAUUUUGCUUGUACAAGACUCAGCAAGAAAGGAGUUGCUUCCACCAGCCAAUCAAGAGCAGCGCCUUAUGUGGAGGAGGAUGAAGGCAAAGAAUUCUGGAGUUCAUUAAGGAUAAGUAACAUCACGGAUGAACACAUCACUGAAAUCCGGGAAAAGCUGGGCCCUUUUGUGCACAUCCAUAAUGGUGACAUUCUUCAGAAGUCUCUUCCAGGAUUGAGAGAAUCUGUUGUGAUCCUGAACCCUCUUCCUCGUCAGAAGGAAAUCAUCGCAAUGAUGGAGGAAAGUGCAGGGAAGGGUUUUCUUGACGCAGAAUACAAGAUAUCUCUUGCGUCCAUACACCCAUUCCUCGUCACAAGCACAAAGCUGUCAGACACAGAAGCCUCUGUUGUGGACAAGAUGAAGAGCGUGCGGCUGAACCCAUGCGAAGGAGUGAAGACAUGGUUCGUUUUCGAGAUCAUCCGUCUUUGCGAAGCACUGAAAGAAAGAGUGCUGGUGUUCAGUCAGUACCUUGAGCCACUGGCCCUGAUCAUGGACCAGCUUACCACAGAGCUAGACUGGACAGAAGGCAAGGAGAUCCUACUCAUGAGUGGAAAUGUGCGUGUUAAACAGCGCGAAGCCUUGAUGGAAGCCUUCAACGACAUGAACAGUGAGGCUAAGGUGAUGCUUGCAUCAACCAAGGCCUGCUGUGAAGGAAUAACAUUGGUCGGUGCAUCGCGUGUGGUUCUCCUUGAUGUCGUCUGGAAUCCUUCUGUUGGACGGCAGGCGAUUGGCCGAGCCUAUAGAAUCGGCCAGGAGAAGAUUGUGUACACAUACAACCUGAUUGCAGAAGGAACAAAGGAGAAGGUCAAAUAUGACAGACAAGCUACCAAGGAUCACAUGUCCAAAUUACUGUUUUCAAAUGAACCGCAACCUACUGGGAGCAAUCUGUCACCAGAACUGAUUUCCAAUGAUAGGAUUUUGGAAAAAAUGGCUGCACGUGAAGAACUCAAAGACAUGUUUGUGCAGAUUCUCCCUUCCCAUUGACUGCAGAAAUUACAGCUCAAUCUUGGAGGUCUGAUGAUUCUACAUUCCAUCGAUAUCGGAAUCUUCAGAGUCUCCAAAUAAUAACUGGCAUCUUGCUGCCCCUGUGGAAUAGCUGCUCCUAGAACUCUUGUGGUGGUGUAUUGUAGGGUACCAGUGGGUUUUCGUCCCUUAGUUUGUCUCUUAAUUGACGAGGAACAGCGGGUUUCCCAUUAGUGUGUCGAACUCGUUUCUUUCCCUUUCUCUCCUUUCUUGCUUUCUGUAAGACUUGGUAUUUCCGAUAUUAUUUGCCUGGUAGUGAACUAUAUAAGUUUAUCUAUACCAAUAUAAAAAGAUCCAAAGAGGGAGAUCCAACUGAUCUCGACCAUCAAACUAAGUCAAUCUAACAACCUAGACUGCUCCAAUGUUGAGCGUUCAACGUGUUUAACGUGUAAUUAAUAUCAUACCAAAUAUUGCACUAAUCACAGAAUUAACAUACAAAUAAUAGCAUACAUAAUAUACACAUGCAAUUAAUAUAUUGCUUAAAUAUUAAUGUGCAACACGUGCAAUUAAUAUAUUGCCUGAAUAUUAACGUGCGUUGCACGUGCGCGUUUACUAGUUUGUAUUAGUUACUGUCCCACAUUGCUUGCUUUGGUCCCAAGGUAGUUCUACCUUUUUACUAGAUACUACUAUGACAUAGCUUAAGAGCCCUACCAUGCCAAACUGCCAAACAUGCCAGGUGACUUUUCCAUUCAACUAUGUUAUCAGGUUAGCACCAUAAGUCAAGAGAAUCCUAUCCUGAAAGCAAGAAACAUAUGCAUGAUUUAAAUUGACUUGAGUUUAUUUUGAAUUUGUACAAUAUACUUCAACUGCUGGAAUGUUAGUUUGUCGUGGUCCGUCUUCAGAUUUGAACUGUAAUUGUAUUGGAGUUUAUUUCGAUUUUUUAUGAUAUACUCCCUCCUUUCCGGUUUAUAGGGCUUAUCUCAAAAUUUUAGUUUUCUCAUUUUAUAAGUCUCAAUUUGGUUGUUCCCCAUCACAUGUUCAGAUUUCAAGGUGCAAUAAAUCAUUGCAUGCAAGUAUUAAGAGAAAAUUGACCAAUGCAUGUACUUUAUGCAUGCAUGCAUUGCAAUUAAUGCAUUGGUAAACACAAUUUUUUUAAGAAAACAAGCGCAUUAAUUGAGUGGUUUUGCAAACUACAAAAAUUGUUUCACCACUCACCAUCUACCUUGGUUGGUGAGAUUUUCGAAUUGAACCCUAUAAACCGGAAAGGAGGCAGUACUUCAACUGCUAGAAUGCAAGUUUGUCAUGGUCACCUGUCUUCAGGUUUGAACUGCAAUUUCAUGGGAUCUCAACUAAUUGACAUGAUAACUAUUGAGUAACAUGCAACAAUCAGUUGGAAAAAUAAAAGCUUUAUACAAAUUACUUAAACUAGUACAAAAAUAAUUUAAAUGUUUUUUUGUUAUCACUAUAUUAUGGAAGAUUGUUUAAUUUUCUGUAUUAUUUUCUGUAAAGGAAGAUUUUAGUGUCAAUUUCCUCUCUCCAGGAUGUCAAUUCAGUCAUGAAAGCUGUGAUAGUGUUGCCUUUUUGUUGCAUAAGAUUUAGUAGAUUGACUCAAUCUUAAGACUACUAUUAUUUCUAUCACUGUACAUUUUCAGGUUGUUUUCUGUUUGCUCUGGUUUACUCUGCCGGCUAGCUACCUGGUCUAUAUACUCCCUCCGUCCCAAAAUAAGUGACUCAAUUUGUACUAGUUUUAGUACAAAGUUAGUACAAACUUGAGUCACUUAUUUUGGGACGAAGGGAGUACUUCUUAUUCCAGCUUUAAAUCAGGACAAUUGACAAGCUGCACUGCUGCCUUUUGAUCAAAAAUGAGGAAGAAGUAACAACUUUGUAAUUUGGCGUGUAGAAAGGCACCGGACUGUGCCAGAGUUAGGGCAGCAAAAAGUAAUAAGUAUCUUGAAUGAAGAUUUCUACCUAUAUUUGUUUUGUUACUAUAUACUCCAGUUCCAACAGUUGCCGUUCUGCAUCGUCAAACAUUCUAAAAACUGAACAUGUCCUCUGGCAGGAUAAUGCUAUCAACAGAUUAGCCUUGAAAACUUUCAUAUCAAUAUAUUUUUAUAAACGAGUAUGUCAAUACUUCAGUGAAGAAGAUAAAGGUGAAUACCUGGAUGGUGAAUAGUGACAGAUAGCUGGGCAGAUGAGCCGUGAGUCCAUCUCAUACGACGCAUAACGCAUUGGUGGAUUAAUUUGGUUGGACAGGACCAUCUUGAAUCUGUUGCAAUUUUUCUCCAGCACCAUCUGAUCUAGGAUUCUCCAUGCACUCCUCCCCUCAGAGAAAUAUUUAAUCUUACUCAACUGACCAGUGUGAAACAUAUAGGUAGCCUCAAAAAAUUCUGGAUUAUUUGUGUUUGUGAAUGCGACGCACAAAAGAAUUGGAUUUGAGUUUUCAUAUGUUAAAACCUAUGAAUCAUCAAUCAACAUAUAGGCAAUGAGACCAGAAACAGGAAACUCCUGAAAAACUACUGACUUCCAUAACUUCCAUCAAAGUAUGGCUCCAAAUUAAAAUAAUUUGGUAAGCAUAUGAAAUCAUGAAUGGAAUUGCCCCACCAUAAACUGAAUUUUAUUCAUUCUUGUGGCUGACAGCUUACAAUUGUUCCACAUUGAAAAGAAAUCAACACAUGGCAGAGAUACUAGUGUGAUUUAUACCUGCACAAAGCAUCAGAAUGUGACCUAAACAAAUGAAAACAUUGCAUACACA
Messenger RNA from Triticum urartu, 7001 nucleotides. RefSeq names its product SNF2 domain-containing protein CLASSY 4-like. Lineage: Eukaryota; Viridiplantae; Streptophyta; Magnoliopsida; Poales; Poaceae. The record is from RefSeq and is a predicted model, not a curated record. Gene Ontology annotation, biological process: gene silencing by siRNA-directed DNA methylation. Gene Ontology annotation, molecular function: ATP binding.